UUAAUAGAAUAAACAAAAGCAAACGGCUUUCCCUCUUCUCCGUCGCUGAGUUCACACAACGCCACCGUCUUCUACUCUUAUCCCCAGUUUUCCUCCUCCUCCUCCUCCUCCUCCCAUGGCGGCCGCCACCACCACCCUCACCCUCCCUUCUCUCUCUUCUUCUUCUUCUUCUUCAUUUCUCUCUCCUCCCAACCCCUCCGUUCAAACCCCUCUCUCUCUGUCUUCUAAAACCCUCCCUAAAUCCUACUUCCCCUAUUCUCACUCCCACUCCUUCUCCCUUUCCAAUCCCCCUAAACCCCUCCUCCUCGCCGCCGCGGCCAAAAGCCCCAUCUCCGAGUUCUUCUCCGGCGACUAUUUAGACGACAAGCCUCGUGAGGAGUGCGGCGUUGUCGGAAUCUAUGGCGACCCCGAGGCUUCUCGCCUCUGCUAUUUGGCUCUCCAUGCGCUCCAACAUCGCGGUCAAGAAGGCGCUGGAAUCGUCUCUGUUAACGAAAACGUUCUCCAGUCCGUCACCGGCGUUGGCCUCGUCUCUGAGGUGUUCAGUGAAGCCAAACUUGAUCAAUUGCCUGGCGAUUCUGCUAUUGGACAUGUUCGUUACUCCACUGCUGGAUCUUCUAUGCUUAAGAAUGUUCAGCCCUUUGUUGCUGGUUACCGAUUUGGCUCCGUUGGGGUUGCUCAUAAUGGUAAUUUGGUUAAUUAUCGUUCUCUUAGAGCUAAGCUUGAAGAUACUGGUUCCAUUUUCAAUACUAGUUCUGAUACUGAAGUUGUUCUUCACCUUAUUGCGAUUUCUAAGCAUAGACCUUUCUUGUUGAGGAUUGUUGAUGCUUGUGAACAGCUUGAAGGGGCUUAUUCUAUGGUUUUCAUUACAGAAGAUAAAUUGGUAGCUGUUCGUGAUCCUUUUGGUUUUAGGCCUUUGGUUAUGGGUAGGAGGAGUAAUGGGGCUGUUGUGUUUGCUUCUGAAACUUGUGCUCUUGAUUUAAUUGAAGCUACAUAUGAGAGAGAAGUGUUCCCUGGGGAAGUUGUGGUGGUUGAUAAAAAUGGUAUUCAGUCCCUUUGUUUAAUGGCUCAUCCACAGCCUAAAUCUUGCAUAUUUGAACACAUAUACUUUGCUCUCCCGAACUCCGUUGUUUAUGGUCGUUCUGUCUACGAAUCCCGCCGAAUAUUCGGGGAGAUACUUGCCACCGAAGCCCCUGUUGAUUGUGAUGUUGUGAUAGCUGUUCCAGAUUCAGGAGUAGUGGCUGCACUUGGCUAUGCAGCCAAAGCUGGGGUGGCCUUCCAACAAGGCCUCAUAAGGUCACACUAUGUGGGGAGGACAUUCAUCGAGCCAUCGCAGAAGAUUCGUGACUUUGGCGUGAAGCUGAAGCUAUCGCCGGUUCGAGCAGUGUUGGAAGGGAAGAGAGUAGUGGUUGUUGAUGACUCAAUUGUUAGAGGCACCACAUCUUCAAAGAUUGUGAGAUUGUUAAAGGAAGCAGGGGCAAAAGAAGUGCAUAUGAGGAUAGCCUGCCCUCCAAUUAUAGGAUCAUGUUACUAUGGAGUUGAUACACCAAGCUCUGAAGAACUGAUAUCCAACAGGAUGAGUGUGGAGGAAAUAAGGGAGUUUAUAGGGUCUGAUUCACUUGCUUUUCUGCCAUUUGAUAGCUUGAAGAAGCUUUUGGGCAGUGAAUCUCCAAACUAUUGCUAUGCAUGCUUUUCAGGCAACUACCCAGUUGAGCCAAGAGAGAUCAAAGUGAAAAGGGUAGGAGAUUUCGUUGAUGAUGGCUUGAAUGGGAGCUUGGAAUCCAUUGAUGGAGGAUGGGUUCAAGCCAAUAGAAACCAGAAUCUUGAUAAUCAUCCCACAGUGGAGAAAGUUGGGGGUAUCUGAUCUUUACUUCUAAACUAAACUCAUCUUGCUUUUGUUUGUCUUUCUUAUGUCCGUCACCAUUUUAGAAUUAUAGAAGUGAUUACUGAUGGGAAUGCAUAAUUUAUAGUAAUAAGUUAUGUAAUGAUUAAUGGGCGCUGCAAAAAGGACCUUGUUGCUUAUGCUGAUUGUGCAUUCUUUGUUGCUUUAAAUGUCACUUCGAAUGUCGUUUGGUCUGACGGUUGUUUGUUAUAGAAUAAGUCGAAUGUUCUGGGUAUACUCCGA
Molecule: messenger RNA, 2122 nt
Organism: Cucurbita pepo subsp. pepo (vegetable marrow)
Lineage: Eukaryota; Viridiplantae; Streptophyta; Magnoliopsida; Cucurbitales; Cucurbitaceae
Product: amidophosphoribosyltransferase, chloroplastic
Biological process (GO): purine nucleobase biosynthetic process
Molecular function (GO): amidophosphoribosyltransferase activity
Source: RefSeq, a predicted model, not a curated record